Molecule: messenger RNA, 2210 nt
Organism: Patiria miniata (bat star)
Lineage: Eukaryota; Metazoa; Echinodermata; Asteroidea; Valvatida; Asterinidae
Product: retinol dehydrogenase 8-like
Exons: 5
Coding region: 221-1102 (293 amino acids)
Molecular function (GO): oxidoreductase activity
Source: RefSeq, a predicted model, not a curated record
CAGCAUUUAUAGAAUACGAUGGCUGACCUUUGUCAACGUCCGUGCAGACUGAAGUACAAUUUUUUGCGCUCGAGUUAACAAUACAAAGUGCAUGCAUGUAUACCAUUUUGCAUAAAAGCCGUUAAUUCCUGCUAAAGUGAACAGCAGUAACUCGCAACAGCAAACUAGGCGUUGAAAUCAGAAGACCGGGGCAUAAACAGAAAAGAAUCCGGCAACAAACAUGGCGCCGCAGUCCGUACUCAUCACUGGGUGCUCGACAGGGAUCGGUUCAGCCACGGCACUCAUGCUAGCCCAAGACAAGCUUACCAGAUUCAAGGUUUACGCGACAAUGAGGAAUUUGGAGGCAAAGUCCAACCUGGAAAAAGAAGCAGGGAGCACCUUGAACAAGACACUCUUCAUCCGGGAACUUGAUGUGACCAAGGACCCAACUAUCAAAUCGGUGGUAGACGAGAUUCUGCGAGACAACGGGAGAAUCGACGUUCUCGUGAACAACGCUGGCUACAUGGCCUUAGAGGGCAUCAACGAGCGGUCAGUAGAAUGGUGCCAAGCUAUGAUGGAUACCAACUACUGGGGGGUAGUAAGAACAACAAAUGCCGUGUUACCAGCGAUGAAGAAGCAGAUGUCGGGCCGGAUCAUUAACGUUUCUAGUAUAGCCGGCGUCCGAGCUGAUCCUUUUUUUGCUACCUACUCUGCUUCUAAGUUCGCUAUGGAAGGAUACUCCGAGUCCAUUGCCCCAGUGUUGAGAGAUGGAUACAAUAUCAAGGUGAGCAUCGUUGAACCGGGGCCAGUCAAGACGGAGCUUUCCAAGAAGGUCUUUGGUACACCGUUCGAAGAACAAGCCAAAGAUUUUGACCCUGUAGUGCGAGAUUUACUCGUCACAUGGUCAAAGGACAUGGCGUCUGUGUUUCCUUUUGUAACUCAUCAAAGCGCCGAUGAAAUAGCCAAGCUGCACAUGGAUAUCAUUCUGAGUGAGAAUCCUCACCUGCGCUAUCAGACGACAGAAAACUUGACAAAAAUGGCGGCCGUGAAGCUUCGCGAUCCGACCACGGAUUUUCUGCUCGAUAUGCUAAAGCAAAGCCGUUACGCUUCCCCUACAGAGUAGUGUCAUGUAGUAAAGUCGCAAAUGAAAGAUCUGUUACCAAGCGUAUCUUUCUAAAGUUUUUUUUUUUUUACCAUCUAUUGGAGAGGAAAUUAUCAAAAUGAGCAAAAGGCCACAAUAGCCCAAUGUGUAUGAUAGCUUUAUUAAAAAUGAAAACUAUGUCUAAAUUGGAUGCCAGCGAAAGUUUAAAAUCUUUGUGUGAUGCCGAUUUGCUGUAAAUCUUAUUGCAGCAAUUACACAUAGGCGCCACAUUGUACACUGGAACAUAAUGACGUCACGCUUUGUUAACGUGUGCAUUCCUGUGGGGGACAGGUUGGAAACCAGAGCCACCUUGCUUCCAUGAGAAAGCACACAUGAAAACAAAACACUGCGUCCACUACAUGUAACAUUUGUUUUCACAAUUGGAAGUUGUGGUCACGUGAUGCCAACUUUCAGCAAACGAUUCUCUUCUGCACUGCAUGUUUAUCUCUUGACAUGAAUGAUCUAAACGUGUUGACAUAAUGUGGGCCAAACAACCGUGCAAGAGAUAUGCUUGAAUGUCUUGGGUUGGGUUGCCCAACGAUUGUCUGUUGGCAUGGCAAAUGGACUGUCGCUUUCUUUUUUAGUACAUGUUGUCAUGUUUUUAAUGAUUAUACCCUGUAGCCUUUUCUAGUUUUGUCCCCGUCACUUCAACUUUUUUUUAAGUUUCUGUGUAAGAUUUCAUAAAUAUGUGACUCUUGUUGCUCAAUGAACAAAUUACGUGCUCUACAGACCAUUCCGAGCACGCCAUCACGCACUGUACACUCACGCCCCCUUCAAUGGCGAAAACAUUGUGCCAUGAGCUACUAAUGGUCAGAUAAUCCGUCACGUGGCAAUUGCUUUGUAUUGUAGGUUGCGCAAAUACUUUCGCCAUUGGAGGGGGCCUCCGUAGCGUGUUGGAUUCGUCAAUUAUGAUAAUUUCUAUACUCUUCAGAACUAGAUCUAGGUCUGAGAAAAAUACCCGCAAAGGCUACAAAUGUAUUUUUUAGCUCUUCGUUACAUGUAAUGUUAUUUCUUGGGUAACGAUUUUUCCCUGCUUGUUGGCGGAAGUGCUUGUUUCAUUGUGAUUAAAAUCAAUCAAAUACUGAUUGCA